Messenger RNA from Durusdinium trenchii, 716 nucleotides. NCBI's taxonomy places the organism in Eukaryota, Dinophyceae, Suessiales, Symbiodiniaceae. The record is from the annotation of a GenBank genome assembly.
GUUGCGACGAAUGUUGGGCGCGAAGAUGGUAUGUCUGUUUGUGGCUCCACUGGAUUUUUGUGCUUCGGCGCACAAUCCGUUGGCUUUGCGCCAGUUGGUGCGCUUGGCCUUAAGCAAAUCGUUGUAAGCCUUGUCAGAGGCAUAUCUCUUUUUGUGCUUGGUGCUUUUGGCCAACAGAUCAGUGGCCUGGUCCUGGAUGGCUUGCCAUUCCGCCGGCUGGUAGCCAAGCUGGGCGCAGAGAGGGGUGCGCUGGUCUACAGAGAGGCCCACGAGCCACUUGGCCGACAGGCGUUUUUGGCCUUGGGGUUGCAGCUGGUGUUGCCCAAGUGGGCCGUCGUGCCUUUGGCCAAACAGAGUCGACAAAUCCAAGUGGUUUGCGCAAGGGGAUUCCGCCAGUCCUAUUGGACUUCUGGCGACAUCCAAGCGGCCUUCCCAACAGAUACCUAUGGCCCCAGAGGCAUUCCAUCUUCGUUGAUGACCGCAGCCAUCAACGUGGCACGAGUGCCGGGAACAAUCAACCCCAGGAUGCGCAUCCUGGGCACUUGCGCGCAGCCAAGCCGCCGCGCCAGCGGCCCCACAACCGAAGAAACAAAACAGCUUCAGCGAGCCAAGCAGAGCUUGAAAUGGAGCCUUCUCCUUCCGCACAGCAGCCUUGCAAAAGCCACCUUUGCCCGAGCCACGGGCCUUGCCAUUGCGGCGGCGCCCUCAUACUCCAG